Neurospora tetraspora is the source of this 1534-nucleotide messenger RNA. Its product is annotated as Elongator complex protein 4. Lineage: Eukaryota; Fungi; Ascomycota; Sordariomycetes; Sordariales; Sordariaceae. Gene Ontology annotation, biological process: tRNA wobble uridine modification. The record is from RefSeq and is a predicted model, not a curated record. The transcript is spliced from 2 exons. Bases 208 to 1377 code for a protein of 389 amino acids. Gene Ontology annotation, cellular component: cytoplasm; transcription elongation factor complex; elongator holoenzyme complex.
AACCACUAUCGAGAAUCCCUGUCGCGUCCGGUAUGUGACAAAAGUACAGCGGGGCUCUUCCAGGCACUCCAGUGACGUCCAAGCUUCCAAUUUCUCCAGGGUUCAAAUCGACAGUGUCUGAACUUGAAGAAUACCUCAACAUCAGGUUUCGCAUUCGAUACGAAGGGUUCGAUACCGAACUGAGGACUGCAGCUUUCCGGAUCAACCAUGUCCUUCGUCAAAAGAAACACCGUCCUAUCCUCACCGAGAGCCGGACUUACGCCGUCCACUCCCCAGCAGCAACAGCCGAAACAGGAAAAACAGCUUGCGCCGGGACUUCGACCAUCACCAACAGAUGGCAGGUUGACCACUUCAACUGGCACUGCUUUUCUCGACCAGCUUCUUGCAGGACACGGUGGACUUCCUCUGGGCACAUGCUUACUGGUUGAGGAGCAAGGAACCACCGAUUUUUCUGGUAUCCUUCUACGGUACUAUGCUGCCGAGGGUCUCGUCCAAGGGCACCAAGUCCACGCAGUGGCCUUCCCACCAGAAUGGAGGCAUCAGCUCCCAGGCUUGGCCUCCCCUGACAAGAAGUCAAAGACUGCAUCACCAGCCCCGGCACCAGAAGAGAAGAUGAAGAUCGCGUGGAGAUACGAGUCGCUGGGCAACAAUGCCACUUCAGGAGCUUCUACUCGUGGGGAUUCUGGAGCUCCUUUCUGUCACUCCUUCGAUCUGACCAAGAGGCUUGCAAGCUCCGAGUCCAAGGGUACACUGAACCCGAUUCCGGUUGGCGGUGCACCAAGUCUAGAACGGAGGAGUGUUGGGACAGCUUCGCCUCUAAAGACUAUUCUCAAGCAAUUGCGGGCCAAGCUGGAGACCUCAGGACCAAAUGCCAUUCAUAGACUGGUGGUGCCCAGUCUUCUGUCACCAACCCUUUAUCCUCCUGGAUGUGCCCAACCCUCGGAGGUUCUACAGUUCUUGCAUGGGCUACGGGCUCUCCUCCGACAGUAUAGCUCACAGCUCACAGCAAUCAUCACCUUCCCGACGUCACUGUUUCCUCGCAGUUCGGGUUUGGUUCGGUGGAUAGAGAUCCUUUGUGACGGCGUCGUCGAGCUCAUCCCCCUACCUGCCAGACUUGGUGCUGCACCCCCGCCGCCUUCGGGGUCGGAUCCCAAGGCAAACGAGCAACCUCAGGGUCUGUUCAAAGUAUACACGCUGCCUGUAUACCACGAGAAGGGUGGAGGAGGCGCAGAGUCGGGUAAUUUCCGCGAGAACCUGUCAUUCAGCUUGAGCGCAUCCAGGGGCUUGGUGAUCAAGCCGUACAGUCUCCCGCCUAUGCUCGAGGAUGAGGAGGAGAAACCCUCGGCUGCUCCAAAGAAGGAUGGGCUUGAUUUCUAAAGUCACCUUCCGCUUGGCAGCUUAACGGCUUGUUUUUGCAAAUAACCGACAGCCCAGGUGUUGGGUACGCUGAAGUCCACUGAAACCAUUGGUGAAGGCCCCGCCAGAGACUCCGGGCUUACAGCGACGUCUGGGGUGGAGCUCAACGAAAAUGUGU